Molecule: messenger RNA, 3157 nt
Organism: Perca fluviatilis (European perch)
Lineage: Eukaryota; Metazoa; Chordata; Actinopteri; Perciformes; Percidae
Product: immunoglobulin superfamily containing leucine-rich repeat protein-like
Exons: 3
Coding region: 529-1440 (303 amino acids)
Molecular function (GO): protein binding
Source: RefSeq, a predicted model, not a curated record
AGGCUUGGGUCGGGGUAAUAAAUUAAACAUCAGGUCCUAAAUUAUGAAUUUUCUUUGAGGGUGGAGGACCCGGAGCGUCUGUAUCUUUAAUAGUGAUGAGAGAGAUGGAAGAGGCUGCGCGUUCAUGGUUCCUUUUCUCGCUUCGCGGCGUCGGGAACGCGCAGUAGAGCCCACCCUCGCAGGUUGGAAAAAAAGCGCCUUCGGACCGCAACAGCGACUCACCGGAAAAAAUGUUCCCUCCACCGCCCUUUACCAACGCUGUCGAUGUCUGCAAAAGUCAUGUGAAAGGAUCCGCAACCUAAGAGGAGGACUCUCUUAAAAAAAGUUUUUUUCGACCAUUAAACUUGUUUCUCUUAAAAGUUUUUUUCGACCAUUAAACUUGUUUCUCUUAAAAGUUUUUUUCGACCAUUAAACUAGUUUCUCUUAAAAGUUUUUUUCGACCAUUAAACUUGUUUCAGAGGAUUGGAAACCUCGGGAAGUGAUUAAUAACACACAGGAAUUGAAGUUAACAUUGGACAGGUGCAGAAAAUGGCGAGACAGCUCCUGCAGCACCUUGCCCUGUGGACUACUGUGGUUGGCAUUGUGCAGUGCUGUCCAGAGCUCUGCAGCUGCCAGGAUAAAUUUGCCCAGCAGUUUGCUGAUUGUGCUUACAAAGACCUGCUGGUAGUACCUGUGGGUUUCCCCACCAAUGUUAACACCGUGAGCCUUUCUGCCAAUAAGAUCAAAUUUCUGAAAAGUAAAAGCUUCAUCAAUAUCACACAGGUCACCUCUCUCUGGCUGGCCCACAAUGAGAUAGUUACUAUAGAAGCAGACACCUUGGCUGGUCUGAUCCAGCUCCGCAACCUGGACAUCAGCUACAACAAAAUUGUGAACUUUCCAUGGGAGGAACUGCACAACCUUACAGCCCUGCAGCUCCUGAAAAUGAACAACAAUGAGAUGGUGAGCCUUCCAAAGGACGCAUUUUCCACCCUGAAAGACCUGAGGUCGCUGCGCAUCAACAACAACAAGUUUACCACCAUUGUGCAGGGUACCUUCAGUGCUCUCUCCUCCAUGGCCCACCUUCAGAUUUUUAACAACCCCUUCAAAUGCUCCUGCAGCCUGGAGUGGUUAAGGGAUUGGAUCACGACAACCGAGAUUUCUGUCCCUGAUACAUAUUCCAUUUUAUGUGAUGCCCCUGAACACCUGAAGGGCACAAUGGUUACAGCGAUUCCCAAACUGGACUGUAAGGCCCCUACUGUCACAACUGCCUAUCAGCCCAGCAUUGAGAACACAGAGCUCUAUGAGGGUUCGACGGUCAUCUUAAAUCGUGAGACAAAAGGGAGCCCCACACCACAGGUCAUUUCGGAGGUGACUGCAGGAAAUCAGAAUGAGUUAGGUGGGGCAGAGAGCAAUGUUAAAGUGGUAAUGGCAUUAAGCCUCGGUCUUAUGCUCAUGCUCUGAAGGGGAAUGUGCGAGUUGAGAGCGUAGACCAUGAUGAUUCAACUGAGGCUCAGGUAACAGCCUUUCUCCAUGACAAAUACAUAUCCAUAAACAGACACAAUAUUGAGGCAUGUCACAUUAUUCCAUCAAGAAACCAGAGUGACAAUCACAUUGUCAUUGUACGCUUUCCUAACAGAAAGCAUAAAAUUGACCUGCUCAGACAGGGCCGCAAAUUGAAGGGCACAAAUGUUUACAUCACUGAGCAUCUAAACAAAAUGAAUGCAGAUAUUGCAAGAAAGGCAAGGUUCUUGAAGAAACAAGGGAAGAUUCAAGCUACCUGGUCCUCCUAUGAGUUGGUUCAUGUAACUUUUUUAUUAUUUUAUUUUUCCAUUGUUAAAGCUUUAGUUUUUUGUUAUGUCUAAUAAUAUGACUAGUUUUCAUUUUUCCAGUUGUUCUGACAAUGACCUGAGUGCGCCUGAUUUUGAACAGAACAUUGAUCCAGAAAAUAACUUUUAUGUUAACAUAAAUAAUAACUGCAGCUAUUACACAGAGCAACAGUUCAAUAAUAACAUUAAAAUUGAUUACAGCAUAUCUAUCAUUCAUUUUAACAGCAGAAGUCUGUAUUCAAACUUCCAGAAUAUAAAGGAAUAUUUAGGACAGUUCAAGCAACCCUUUAAUAUUAUAGCUAUUUCAGAAACAUGGAUUAAUGCCGUUAGGGGCGUGGAUUUUGAGUUACAGGGAUAUGAAUUUAAGUAUGUGAAUAAACGGUUGUGGAGGAGGGGUGGCGCUCUUUAUUGAUAAAGGGCUAAUUUACAAGGUUGUUGAAAACAUGACAGUAAUCAUGGAUGAAAUAAUGGAGUGUAUCUCAAUUGAAUUAUGUAUGUAGUAAGUUGUGUAUAUAGGAAACCAGGAUCCAAUGUUGAAAUAUUCACAGAAAUAAUGGAAAAAAAUGUUUAAUAAAGUAAAGCAUAAAGUCAACUAUAUAUGUGGGGAUUUCAACAUUGACCUACUAAAUCCCAACAAACACAAAUCGACGGAAGAGUUUAUUGAAACACUGUAUAGUUUGAGUCUUUUUCCAACAAUCACAAAACCUACCAGAAUAACAUGCAAUGGUGCCACUCUGAUAGAUAUGUUUAAUGAAAGAAAUGGGGGAUAUCGUCUAAGAGGUCAUUGUAUGUUUACGCAACUUCUUGUGCUUAAACCUACUGUUAAAAGCAUGUGUGUUUCAGUUUGUGGGGUGACCUUAUGGAAUGGACUGAACAAUGAUAUCAAACAGAGACAGAAUAUCAUUCAGUUCAAAAAUAGAUUAAAGACAUCAUUACUUGAUCAAUACAGAAAAGAAUAAACUAAAACAUAGGAUUGGAAUUUGUAAUUUAAAGGUAUUGUUGUAUAUAAUUGUAUUGUUGUAAAUUACUGUAAGACCGAAAGAUUGUAUGCUGUAUUUGCAUAUCUAUUUUACUUUGUAUAAUAUAAUUUUGGGAAAUAAGGGGCAGGACCAAAUAAGCUAUUUGCUUCUGCCUGCUCCUUCUUGAACUAAUCCUUUUUAUGUUUUUUAUGUUUUUGCAACAUUGUUGAUUGUUGGAGAUAAACAAAUAAACUAACAGUGGACAAGAUCUCUCCAUCUGCAUCUAUUCAAUUGGAAUGAUAGAAGAAAAUAUUUGAGAACUCAACUUUCAAGGGCUACAACGAAGUCAUUCCCAAACCAAGGCCAGGAACGUGUGUAAAAAACAGCAGGACA